AGUAUUUUGUAUAUUAGAGAUAAAAAGAGAAAGAAAAAAAAAAUAAUAGCAGCUGUAUGAUGAACAGGGGCACGCGCUCCUUAAAAUCGUAACGGUCGUCACAUCUGCUAGAAAAAUUUUCAAACACAUUCAUUGAGUAUAAUUAUGUACAUAUCGUCAUCAUGUUUCGUCAAAGAAAAUCUAUUUAAAUUUGUCGAAAUUUCAUAGAAAAAUUUUAUUCAUCAUCAGCUUUUUAUUCAGAGUUAAAUUGUCAUAUUGUUUUAAAUUUUUAGAAUGACUUGGUUGACUUUUUAGACAAUAUGAUCAUGUUGCAAUGUGCUUGUUGAUGCGUUGAUAGAUUCAGGGCCUGGAUGUUUUUAAAUACCAUUGGCUAGUGGUGAUGGUGGUGGUAGCAAAUGCACAAAGUGGUAGGGCAUAUAUAUACUUGACAACAGCAAAAUAAAUGUAAAAAAAAAAAAAAAAUAAUAAAACGCCACCGGGCCCGUAUCAACCCCUCUGUAACUUACUACGGAAACCGUCAUUCUCGUUUUACCGAUGUGCAGCUGCCCUGUUUGUCUCUGACUCGUUCUCUUUCUUUCUUUAUCCUUCACCACUGAAUUUAAUACAAACGGUCGUUUUAUUUUUAUACAACAUACCAUCAGUUUUAUUUUAACAAUCAUACAGUAUACAUCUAAAAUUUUAUUAUAAAUUAUUAAACAAUUAUCAUAUAAAAACAAAGCAAAUUGUAGAAAAUUUAAAUUAGUUACUCCAAGUUUAGUAAAAGUAGUGAAAGAAAUUUUUUAAAAUAAAAAACAAAAGUGCAUUAGUGAAAAGCAGUGGUUUUUUAAAGAAAAAAAAUUGAAUAAAAUUAUCAGUGAUGUGUUAUAAAAACAGAUAUAGAUAUUAUUGUUAAAAUUGAAAAUUAUUUUUAGUUAAAAAAAAAGGAAAAAGAAGGAUAUAAUUAAAAUGUCUCAAUCAAGCCAACCAAUUCCAAUUCAUUGUUAUACAAAUCCAUCAUUUUGCCAACAAUCAGAAUAUACACAUAAUGAUCAUAUUGAUGAUUUACCACCACCACCACCCCAACAAUUUCAAACUGAUGAAUUACCACCACCUCCACCACCAACACCACCAAGUACAAUAAAUAAUGGAGCAAUUAUACAAAUACAAAAUCAACAAACAGAAACAGCUAAUUAUCAAACACAUUAUGCUCAUACAAAUCCAACAUUUCAAACACGUCAAGAAUUAAAUAAUUGUAUUGAACUUGAUACAAGAGUUAGAUAUGCAAAAACACCAGAUAGAUAUUGUUAUGUUGAUGAUGGACAUGUUAAAAAUAUAAAUAAUAUUGAAACACAAAAUCGUGAUAGAAGAAUAAAUUAUGAAAGAGAUAAUAGAUCAAGAUAUGAAUUUAUUGAUGAUGAUGAUGAACCAGUACCAUUACAACAACCAAUUCAAUUACAAAGAAGAGCAUCAUUAACAAGAAUUGAAACAGUUAAUCAUCGUCAAAAUUUACAAUUUCAUAGACAAGCUAGUUAUCAUGGUCAACGAAUGCAAACAAUGUUAUCAGUACCAGUUAAUCGUGUUGAUAAUGAUAUUAAUAAUCCACAAAAAAUACAUAAAUUAAGACAAGAUGAUAAUAAUGUUGUACGUUAUGCGUUGGUUCCUGCUGAUGAAGCUAUUACAGAUGGUGAUUCUUCGUCUUGGAUAAAUACCAACUACUCCUCCCCUCGAGGUCGUUACGCACGACUGCCAAUGCAGGAUGAAGAACCACCAAUUUUACCUGAUCGUAAUUUACGUGAACAAAUUGAAUUACGUGAAAAUAUUGGAUCAAGAAAUAAUAUUGCAACACAAAAAUUACAUGAAAUAUUAACAACACCAAGAAAACCAAGAUCAAAAUCAGAAGAAAGAAAUUUAUCACCAGGACGUAGAACACCACAAAGAGGUUUACAAUAUGCAACUCCACCAGCAAGUACAACUGCAUCACCAACUGGACGUGUUAUUGUAGCUGGUACAAGUCGUCGUGGUACUCCAUCUGGUACACCACAACGUGCAUUUUCACCUGGUAGAGUACCUCAAACAUCAACACCAAAUAAAGAAAUACCACCAGCAAGAAGAUGUCUUCCAUUGAAUGAACAACAAGAGCUAUGUCCAGCAAGUAAUUGUGGUCGUUCAAGAUAUACAUCACGUCAUCAAGAUGGUACUGUAUCAUUAGCAGCAUCACCAAUUGAAUUUACAUCAAAGUAUAAUGAAUUACCACCAAGAUAUGCAUAUGUUGAAUCAACAUCAGAAUCCUUGCCAAUGGUUAUUGGAUCAACCAAGUAUCAGGUUCUUCCAUCUCGUAAUGAAUCAACACAAAAAAGACCAUUUGACAGUGUGGAAAAUGCAUUUAUUGCAAGAACAGCUGUUGUACCACCAUUAUCACCACCAAAUAGUGAAGCUAAUACAACAUUUGCCAGUGGUUUAGACAAAGGUGAUAGAAAAAGUGCACCAUUAAUUCUUGUACUUGUUGGAAUUUUAACAUGUGGUUUAGCAUUUUAUCUUUCUUGGACCCAGGGGAGAAGAUAUUACUUUGAUAGUGCUGCUGGAUGUGGAAUAUGUUGUGCACUUGCUGGUGCCAGUAGAAGUCUACGAAAAACAUGGACUGGUUUUAGCUUAGCUGGUUUAGCAACUUUAAGUUGUGCUGGUCUUUUAUUAAUAGCUAUUAAAUCACCACGUUCAGGUUCACCAUUACAUGAUAUAACUGCUGGUGUACUUUGUGGUGUAUCUUUACUUGGUGCUGGUCUUGCUAUUUUAGCACUCAUGUCACCAAAAUGUAACUUUGGACGUCAUCGAAGAGUACACUCUUGGAUACCUCAAUUUGCUCCAUAAUUUAUAUUAACAAAAUAUCAA
Molecule: messenger RNA, 2865 nt
Organism: Aphidius gifuensis
Lineage: Eukaryota; Metazoa; Arthropoda; Insecta; Hymenoptera; Braconidae
Exons: 5
Coding region: 946-2844 (632 amino acids)
Source: RefSeq, a predicted model, not a curated record